AACCUGGCGGACGCAUCACUCAACUCUGCUCUUUUGGAUGUCCUUUUCUUUCUUUCUUUUUUUUUUGAAUUAUUUUUUUUCCUCGCGCAAAGGACUGCCCGUUUUAGCUGAGGGGGGGAAAAGUUUGGAGGGCUCCGUCCGUGUCUUUCUGGCUCCGUAUCGGUGUGUGGCGCAUGCAGCGACAGUGCGGGGUCCGGUUACAGCCGCGCUGCCACCGGCACACACGGCACACGCCGCUCCGAGGGGACGCAGCUCAGUCUCUGCGGAGCCACGGGGGAGUUUUACACAGACACACAUCGCUGAGUGAGGAUAUUUCAUCUUGAGCUCAUCUUUCCUUUUCGCCUCUCCUCGCCGCUUCUUCCCAGCAGGACAACACGCGCGUCUUCGAUCCCUACUAGAUGAACGGGAGUUGGGCACCUCACUUGUUGUGUCUCUCCGAUGCGUUUGGCCCCUGAGGCCUGAGGAGAAGUGAGCUAAGCCCAGGCCCCCAUGGGACGCCCUGUUACCCAGCAUGCACUGCUUCUGGUGCAGUGCUUGCUGGUCCUACGCCCCACAGGGGUGGACGGUAGGAGAGGGCCCGUGCUUCUGCCCGAAUCGCCCUGCCACAAGACAGAGCAUCCACUUAUCCCACAUGCAGAGAUGGAGCCGUGGAUGUUCAGGUUCAAAGCAGAGGGCACGGUGGAUUACUCACAGCUCACCUUUGACCCCGGCCAGAACGAACUGAUCGUCGGUGCCAGGAAUCACCUCUUCAGACUCAACCUCGAAGACUUGACACUGAUCCAGGAGGCUGAGUGGCACUGCGAUGAGUUCACCAAGGGAGCCUGCUUCAGCCGAGGAAAAUCAGAGGAGGAGUGCCAGAACUACAUCAGGGUGCUGCUGGUGAAUGGGAACAGGCUGUUUACUUGUGGAACCAACGCCUUCACCCCCAUCUGCACCAACCGAACGCUGACUAAUCUGACGGAAAUCCAUGAUCAGAUCAGCGGGAUGGCUCGGUGUCCCUACAACCCCCUCCAUAACUCCACCGCCCUCAUCACGUCCAGCGGGGAGCUUUAUGCAGCCACCGCCAUGGAUUUCUCCGGACGGGACCCUGCCAUUUACCGCAGCCUGGGCGGCCUGCCGCCACUACGCACCGCCCAGUACAACUCCAAGUGGCUGAACGAGCCAAAUUUCGUCUCAUCCUAUGAUAUCAGCAAUUUCACCUACUUCUUUUUCCGGGAAAACGCUGUGGAGCACGAUUGUGGAAGAACGGUGUUUUCCCGCGUGGGGCGCGUCUGUAAAAAUGACAUCGGUGGCCGCUUCCUGCUGGAAGACACGUGGACCACCUUCAUGAAGGCCCGGCUGAACUGCUCUAGACCAGGAGAAAUCCCCUUCAACUACAACGAGUUGCAGGGAACUUUCUAUUUACCCGAGCUGGAGCUGCUCUACGGCAUUUUCACCACCAACGUAAACAGCAUUGCUGCCUCUGCAGUGUGUGCCUUCAAUCUCACUGCCAUAUCACUGGUCUUCAAUGGGCCCUUUAAGUACCAGGAAAAUUCACGGUCUGCCUGGCUGCCCUACCCCAACCCCAACCCAGACUUUAAGUGUGGCACCAUCAACUCUGGCUCCUACGUGAACCUGACUAAAAGAAACCUCCAGGAUGCGCAGAAGUUUUUGCUGAUGCAUGAGGUGGUCCAGCCUGUGGUCCCCGUGCCCUACUUCAUGGAGGACAACGUCCGCUUCACUCAUGUGGCGGUGGAUGUGGUGCAAGGGAAGGACAUGCUGUUCCACAUCAUUUACUUGGCUACCGAUUACGGUACCAUCAGGAAAGUUCUUUCUCCGCUGAACCGCUCCACAGGGAGCUGCCUAUUGGAGGAGAUCGAGCUGUUCCCGCCCAGGAAGAGGCAGCCAAUACGAAGCCUGCUGAUCCUGCACAGUCGCAGUGAGCUCUAUGUGGGCGUAAGAGACCAGGUCAUCAAGAUCCCACUAAAGAGAUGCAGCUACCACAAGACCAGGGAAGCCUGCGUAGGAGCCAGGGACCCAUACUGUGGUUGGGAUCUGCUGCUGAAGAAAUGUACCACCUUGGAGGAAAGUGUUAGAAUGAGCCAGUGGGAGCAGAGCAUCACAAAGUGCCCAGUCCGUAAUGUAACAAUUGAUGGAGGCUUUGGUGCCUGGUCGGGCUGGUCGACAUGUAGCCACAGCGAUGGAGGCAACGCCGGGUCCUGUCUGUGCCGGACACGAGCCUGCGAUAACCCCGCCCCUCAGUGUGGCGGUCAGCACUGCUAUGGCAUCAGCGUUGAGGUCGCCAACUGCUCCAGGAACGGAGCGUGGACUCCCUGGACUUCCUGGUCUCCCUGCAGCACCAGCUGCGGCAUUGGAUUCCAGGUGCGUCAGCGCUCCUGCAGCAACCCGACCCCUCGCCACGGCGGGCGAGUGUGUGUGGGCCAGAACCGUGAGGAGAGGUACUGCAAUGAACACCUGCCCUGCCCGCCACACGUUUAUUGGUCAGCCUGGUCGGCAUGGGAACGCUGCAACGUGCCUUGCGGUGGAGGUAUCCAGUCACGGCGCAGAACAUGUGAGAACGGCAAUGACUGUCCGGGGUGUGGUCAGGAGUAUCAGUCGUGCAACACUCUGCCUUGUCCUGAACUCAAGAAGACUACGCCCUGGACUCCCUGGACACCCGUCAACAUCUCUGACAACGGGGGCCACUACGAGCAGCGUUUCCGCUACACUUGCAAAGCUCGCAUCCCGGACCCGAGCCUCCUGGAAGUGGGCCGACAGAGGAUCGAGAUGCGCUACUGCUCCAGCGACGGAUCCACGGGCUGCUCCACCGACGGCGAAGUGCUCCGUCUCGGGAGAAUCUCUGGCCACGUUGUGAACGGCGGCUGGUCAUCCUGGAAUUCUUGGUCUCAGUGUAGCAGAGACUGCAGCCGUGGGAUCCGGAGCCGAAAGAGGACAUGCAGUAACCCAGAGCCCCGGUCCGGAGGUCAGACGUGCCUCGGUCCAGCACAGGAGUACCAAGAGUGUAACAUCACCCCCUGUCCAGUGGAUGGCAGCUGGUCGUGCUGGUCUUCAUGGUCCAAGUGCUCAGUGACGUGUGGAGGGGGACACUACAUGAGGACACGGAACUGCAACAACCCCCCACCAGCGUACGGAGGGGACAUCUGCCUGGGUCUGCACACUGAGGAGGCGCUCUGCAACACGCAGGCUUGUCCAGAGAGUUGGUCCAGGUGGUCGGAGUGGUCCCACUGCGACUCCAGCGGCUCCCAGCUGCGUGUGCGUCACUGCGAUGUCCUUUUCCCCACUGGAAACCAGUGCUCAGGAAACAGCAGCGAGACCCGGCCCUGCUCUCCUGACUCCAAUUUUAUACCAGAAGUUUCUAUUGCACGCUCCAGCCAGGAGGAGAGGCGCUGCGGAGAUUUCAACCUGUUCCACAUGAUCGCCGUGGGGCUCAGCAGCUCCAUUCUCGGCUGCUUGGUUACCCUGCUGGUGUAUUCGUACUGUCAGCGCUACCAGCAGCAGUCCCACGACGCCACGGUCAUUCACCCGAUCUCGGCCGCGCCGCUCAACACCAGCAUCACCAACCACAUCAACAAACUGGACAAAUAUGACACUGUGGAAGCCAUCAAGGCCUUCAACAAAAACAAUCUGAUUCUGGAGGAAAGAAAUAAGUACUUCAACCCACAGCUUGCCGGGAAGACCUAUACCAAUGCAUACUUCACCGACCUCAACACCUAUGAUGAUUAUUAGACUUAGACUUUCUCCCAGAUUGGACGUCCCUGCCCCAUCAUCCAUUCUGACUGUUCUUUUCUUCGUGCUUUGUAUUGAGAUUUGUGACACCACCAUGUGUGUGACAGUCCCACUCGGAAACUCUACGGCAGCUGGUAUGUAAUGGAAACACAGACACACGGUGCUGCCAACAGAGGGAAAUGCCCACUUUCUCUCAGGUGCCUUGGGGUACACUUGGAAAGCUCAGUAGCUGAGGGCACAUCCUGCCUGGACUCACGCUGAGAACCGGACAACUCGAUCUCUCAAUGUUGACAUAAAGGGAAAACUAAGAACUUUGCUCCAAGAUGCUGUUGGAAAGGGAUCCUUUUCAGCUUUCAUGUGAUGCCCCUAAAACAGACCAUUAUUUGUAACGAUGGGAUAUGAACAAAAAAAAAAGAAAAAAUUAUUGCUCUGCAUGAAUCAUCCGCCGUGUUCCUCUGCUGUUCCUUUUCAGUUUGCAUGAUGGAGCCCAUUCCAGGGCUCCAGUGCAUUUUUUUUCUGCUGGUCUUGGCUACAGGACUGGUUUUGGAAGUCCGAAAAACAGAGGCAGUCUUGAUGUUUGGUGGCUUUUACCAUUUACUGCUGCGCAAUUUCCAAACGGAUCAGCAUCAUCUCCCAGUCCUAUAAUCAGGAUGUAGAUAUUUGAAGUCUGUGGUCAAGGUUGUCCAUGCUUUUGUUUUCUCUCCUGUAUUUUGUUUCUCUAGCAGCUAGAAGAGCUUUUUUUAUUUUUCUUGCUUUCAAAGAGUAAAGACCAGUUUGUCUGUAGAUUUUAUAAAUGCAUUUAUUCAAUGUCUAAAGUGUUUUAAAGAGUUUUUUGUUUUUGUUUUCUAUUUUGUUUUUGAAGAGAAAGGUUUAUGUGCAUUCCGGGAAGAUAGGGGCGUAGUCACUGCAGUCUGCAUCAAGUUAAGUCUUUGUCAUCGUACUUUUUAUAUAUUUUUUGUAAAAAAGAAAAAAAAUGACUUUUGAGUUUUAAUAGUGUUCCUUUGACUCUUGCUUUGACUUCCGAGUUGAAUAUGUAUUCUUGUGAGCAGGAUCUUAAGGAUAUAAAGUGUACAGAUGGAGCGCAGUUACUGCUGAUUUCUUCAACCACAACCUGAGUACUACCCAUGUACCGUGAUAUGAAAUUUAUUCAUCAGAUACUUCUGUUCAAACAACUGUUUGGUUCUUCAUUUUGUUCAGUUGUAACUAACUCUUUUUACAUGUUUGCUUGUGUUAUUGUGCAUAAAUUAAAAUUUCUUCCCACAAAACGUGUCCAUUAUGAAUUAAAACAUAUAGAUGUCUA
Molecule: messenger RNA, 5026 nt
Organism: Cololabis saira (Pacific saury)
Lineage: Eukaryota; Metazoa; Chordata; Actinopteri; Beloniformes; Belonidae
Gene: sema5a
Product: sema domain, seven thrombospondin repeats (type 1 and type 1-like), transmembrane domain (TM) and short cytoplasmic domain, (semaphorin) 5A
Exons: 22
Coding region: 490-3726 (1078 amino acids)
Biological process (GO): neural crest cell migration; axon extension; semaphorin-plexin signaling pathway
Molecular function (GO): chemorepellent activity; semaphorin receptor binding
Source: RefSeq, a predicted model, not a curated record